Messenger RNA from Musa acuminata subsp. malaccensis (wild Malaysian banana), 1466 nucleotides. RefSeq lists its product as uncharacterized. NCBI's taxonomy places the organism in Eukaryota, Viridiplantae, Streptophyta, Magnoliopsida, Zingiberales, Musaceae. The record is from RefSeq and is a predicted model, not a curated record.
GCCAGCGCAGGUCUCUGUUAUUGGAGGCGGAACCUAGACGGCUCAAAUCUCACUUUUUAUCCCAUUGAAUUCCACUCGUCUCACCCUCCGCCGCCCGUGACGCCCUGAGGACCUCCCAAUUCGAUCGAAUCUCUAAUCAAAUAAGGAUUUUGGGAAUCUCUUCUUUGUCGAUCGGCCAUGGACGCGUGGGCUCCAAACCUCAAGAGUGGAGGAGGGUUAUCCGUCUUUGGGGUGACGAGGAAGCACGCGAAGGUGGGAUUAGUGGCGCCGUGGUGGGCCACCGCUGGGUGGAGGGUCGUUUGCAGCGAAGAGGCCCCUGCCGGCGUGAUCGAUGCAAGGGUUUCGUUGAGGAGGCGGAGUUCGUUGGCGUCCGGGAACCGGUCAGUUGUGGUGAAGGCCAGCGGUAAGAAGAAGAACGACCGUGGCGACCUCUCUUCUUCUGGAAAUAAUGAUCCUUCAGUUCCUGAAGAAGAUGGUCAUGAGGGAAACAUUCCACAGUACAACAAAUCAAAAUUCAAUGACUCCACAAAGUCCAACCGUACAUUGUCAGAUUGGCGAGAUUUCAGAGCAAAUCUUGUUGCCUGGGAGCAGGAGCAAGAAGUCGAUUCUGGUACCCUUGUAAAGGAUACUGCUUCAAAUGAGCCAUCCCAGAGGCUUGGUAUGAAGUGGGCACACCCCAUUCCGGUGCCAGAGACCGGAUGUGUGUUAAUUGCCACUGAAAAGCUUGAUGGUGUCCCCAGCUUCGAGAGAACCGUUGUUCUUCUUCUCAGAUCAGGGUCUAGAGACCCUAGAGAGGGUCCUUUUGGAAUCAUUCUGAACCGUUCGCUGCAUAGGAAGAUCAAGCAUAUGAAAUCAUCAAACCCUGACCUUGCAACUGUCUUUGCAGACUGUUCUGUUCAUUUUGGGGGACCGCUUGAGGCUAACAUGUUCCUAGUGAGGACAGAUGACAGCUUACGCGUGCCAGGUUUCGAGGAGGUGGUCUCAGGCGUUCGAUUUGGUGCCAGGAACAAAUUAGAUGAAGCUGCAGCACUAGUCAAGAAGGGAGUGCUUCGGCCUGAGGAUUUCAGAUUCUUUGUUGGGUAUGCUGGCUGGCAGUUUGAUCAGUUGCUAGAUGAAAUCGAGUCCGAUUACUGGGUAGUUGCUGCUUGCAGCUCACAUCUUAUCGAUGGGGUAACUUUGGAUUCUUCGUCAGAUUUGUGGGAGGAGAUUUUGCAGCUCAUGGGAGGGCAAUAUUCUGAUUUAAGCAGGAAGCCAAAACAAGAUGACUAUUAAUUAUUAUCGAUGGUGCAUAGAGAGAGGUUAGUAACGAACUAUUUGUACAGGAUUUGCUUAUAACUUACUAUUGUCAUUGUCUUUCACUGAAGUAAAAACAUGUACAUAGUGCCUUGUUUUACUCUAGAAUCAAAUGAUUCUAACCUUCCCGUUUGCACGUAUAAAGUUUCUGAUGCAACUUACUAUUUUGGUUA